Eremothecium cymbalariae DBVPG#7215 is the source of this 921-nucleotide messenger RNA. RefSeq names its product phosphatidylinositol/phosphatidylcholine-binding protein. The record is from RefSeq and is a predicted model, not a curated record. The coding region runs from base 1 to 921 and encodes 306 amino acids. The transcript has 2 exons. Lineage: Eukaryota; Fungi; Ascomycota; Saccharomycetes; Saccharomycetales; Saccharomycetaceae.
AUGCCUACAGACCAAGAGCUAUUAGAUUCGUAUCCAAACGUAUGCGCACCCGGUUCAUUACCAGGGACCCUGGGUAACCUCAAUGAAAAACAAGAGGAAGCCUUGGCGCAGUUUAGAGAGCUUCUGAAGACAGCUGGUUUUACCAAACGUCUCGAUGAUGCGACUUUAUUACGCUUUCUAAGAGCCCGAAAGUUUGAAGUUCAGGCUGCUAAGGAGAUGUUUGAACAUUGUGAAAAGUGGAGAAAGGAUUUUGGCGUUGAUACCAUUUUCGAGGACUUCCAUUAUGAUGAAAAGCCGUUGGUGGCUAAGUUCUAUCCACAAUACUACCAUAAGACGGAUAUCGAUGGAAGGCCAGUCUAUAUUGAAGAAUUGGGGUCUGUUAACCUGAAUGAGAUGUAUACUAUUACAACACAGGAGCGGAUGUUGAAGAAUUUGGUGUGGGAAUACGAAUCAUUUGUUAGGUAUCGAUUGCCAGCAAGUUCUAGACAGGCUGGAUAUUUGGUUGAGACUUCCUGCACCAUCUUAGAUUUAAAGGGAAUUUCUAUUUCCUCCGCUGCUCAAGUUUUGAGUUAUGUAAGAGAGGCCUCUAACAUCGGUCAGAACUAUUACCCUGAAAGAAUGGGAAAGUUCUAUUUGAUUAAUGCUCCAUUUGGUUUUUCCACCGCAUUCAAAUUGUUUAAGCCAUUUUUGGAUCCUGUAACCGUUUCUAAAAUUUUCAUUUUAGGAUCCUCCUACCAGAAGGAGUUAUUGAAGCAAAUCCCUGCGGAAAACUUGCCAACAAAGUUUGGUGGUAAAUCUGAGGUUAGCGAAGCUGACGGUGGACUAUACUUGUCUGAUGUUGGACCGUGGAGAGAUGCUAAAUACAUUGGCCCUGAAGGUGAAGCGCCAAAAGCCUUUUCUCUCAGUGCCCCAUCCGCAUGA